GCGCUUUUUUUCUUUUCCGUUUUCUCCCCCCGCCCCCUACCCUUUACCGUUUCCCCAGGAAUCUGCGGAUCCUAACCUAACGGCGGCGGGAGAGUCGCGCGCUCACGGACAUCGGUAGAAGAGGAAGAGGAGUCGCGCGACCAUGUGUGUACCUGCGGCCCAGCCUGGCUGCCCUGCCUGCCCUGGCCCUUUGGCACUGUGGCCGGCUGAGUGAGGGGCUUUGAGCUCCUGGUAUGGGCAGCGUGGGCAGUGGAGCCUCCAGCCAGCGGGCCAUCACAAUGCGAAGUGUGGGCACACGGACCACCCCGAACGGGCCCCUGGCGCCCGCGCUGCCCCCAAACUCUGUCCGCCGGCGUCUAGAUGACCGCAGCUUCAGCGCUGACCGCCUUCCGGCACCGGCCACCAAGACAGCAGGCGUCACUGCCAACGAGCACUCCGAGCGCGCAGCCGCUUCUCACAAUGCUAAUCGGCAGCACACCGUCAACGGUGAGCGGCUGCUCUCGAAUGCUUCUUUCUCCAAUGGGCCCAUGAGGAGGGAACCAGGCCACAGGCGAGGAGAGAGCCUGGAUCUGUGUGGAAACAGCAUAGUGCUCAACAACAACAACAAUGAAAACAAGAACAGCAGCCAUCAAGCACUAGCGCAGCAGCACAAGGACAAGAGCAAAGCUAAGACGGACAACCACAACCCUCCCAACAUCAUGCCCAUCUCUGGCAAGCUGGAGCAAGCACAGGUACAGCACGGCCUGAACACCGAGGGGAAGGAUCCUGACGCACUGGUCCGUCCUUCUGCCUUUAAGCCUGUGGUGCCCAAGAGCUUUCAUUCCAUGCAAAACCUGGUGUGCCCCCUUCAGGCCAGUGUGGCUGCAGGCGGAGGCACGUCGGGCAGCGGUGCAAGUGAGAGAGGUGGCCAGGGAACCUCAGGAAUUCGCCCAGAUGAGGAAACCCCUAACAACCGAGGAACACACUCUGGUGGAGGUAUUCGAGCUGGCCAGGGCAGCCUGUCUGAUUCUGGCAGGAAUUCUCUUACCAGUCUGCCCACAUAUGCAGGUACAGGCUCAGGCUAUGGCCCUCCACCAGCCCUUGGGCCCCUCAGUGCCUCCACCAGCCACAUCAACCGCCUGGGAACUGCAACAACUGGCCUGGACAAGCCAGAUAAACCAGGCUACCAGAACGGGCUGAGUGCCUCUGACAGUGGCCACUCAUCUUCGGGCAAGAGCUCGUCAUCUUAUCAGCGCCUCAGCCACUUGAGUGAUGCACCGGCGCCCUUGCGGCCAUCGCCAUCCUCCGACGACGUCAUUCGUGACCUGGAGGACCGCUUAUGGGAGCGAGAGCAAGAGGUGAGGAUGAAGAUGCUCCAUAUGAGACGGAACCUGGAUCAGAGCGAAGCGGCGAUCGUGCAAGUGUUCGAGGAAAAGCAGCGGGUGUGGGAACGUGAAAUGGAAGAACUAAGGCAGAACUACGCCGGGCGACUGCAGCAGGUGACCCGGCGUGCCCAGCGUUCACAGCAGGCCCUGCAGGCCCAGAUCAGCCGUCUGCAGCAGGACAAGCGCAGGCUUCAGGAGGAGAUGACGCUGCUCCUGGCCCAGCGUGAGGAACUGGAGAAGAAAUGCCUGGACUACAGGAAGGAGCAGGCUGACCUCCUGCCCAAGCUGGAGGAGACCAAGUGGGAGGUGUGUCAGAAGGCAGGUGAGAUCUCCUUACUGAAACAACAGCUGAGGGAGAGCCAGGGUGAGGUGACCCAGCGUGCCGGAGAGAUGGUGGCCCUGAGGAAUCAGCUGAAGGAGCUGAACGCCCAGCUGAGGGAGCGAGAGCAGGCCGAGAUCAGCCUGAAGGAGUCCUUCUGCACCAAGACGCUGGAGCUGGAGCGCUGCGAGGCAGAACUGCAGGCCAUGCUGGCCGAGGUGACUGUCCUUAGAGACAAGCUGAGUGCAUUUGAGACGGAGGUAGCCGGGCUGAAGAAAGCCCUGAGUGAGAUUAGCAGCACUGCUGGCACUCGUACCCCCGAAUCUGGCUUAGCCGACAUGGGUCAGCUGGUGCUUUCUCGGAGUCGGGAACGCCUCCUCUCGCCCAUGAGCCCACCAGAGACACCAAGCUCUUUGCCCCCUCUUUCGUCACUUCCCUCUGUGCCCUCGUUGCCCCCUGUGCCCUCGCUCCCCCCUUUGCCAGCACUGCCUGCCCCGGACCCACUGCUCAACCUGCAGAGCGAUGAUUCCAAGGUCCAGCGGCAGGAAGCAGGCGACCUGCGGCGUCAGCUGGAGCUACUUCAAGGGGAGCUGCGUCUGGAGCGGCAGCAGCGUGAGCGCCAGGCACUCACUUUUGCCCAUGAGCGCCAAACCUGGCAAGGAGAAAAAGAGCGCGUGCUCAAGUACCAGGCACAGCUGCAGCUCAGCUAUGUAGAGAUGCUGCAGAAGAACCAGGCACUGGAGGAGCGUGUGGACCAGCUCGGGGCCCAGCUGGCCACUCCCAUCCUGGUAUCACCGGCAACAUCAACUUCACCGCCACCCUCUGCAAGUCUUGAUGUACCCACAACAUCACCUGUGGCUGUGUCAGUCACCUCUCCGACUCCCCCGGUCGAGGAGAAGAAGGGGCCUGCCCUGCACCAGCUGGCACCCCCGUGGCCCAUUCCCACUCGUCUGGAGAGGAUUGAGUCUACAGAGAUAUGAUGCCAGUAAAUGUGACCUCUUUGAUGCAGUACAAAAAAAAAAAGAAAAACUUAGAGCACCAGUUACAAUAGCGUUAAGUACAAACCCUUCUGAAACAAAAACGUCAUGUCUGUAACUUCUAAGGACAGUCCAAGGAUGCCCUGCUGAGUGAGGCAGACCUCAGGGUUGAGGGGUGCAAGUUGCUAAGUAAUAUGUUUGUGUGGCCUUAUGACUGACCUAGGAAAAGCUCUUGAUCCUAAAAGGUGUUGGUUUGGGUUGUGGGGGUGUAGGAAGAGCUGGCCCUAAGUCUGUAGCCAAGAGGAGCGGGAGUAGAUCGAACACUCAGGGGAUAAGGGAUCAGGCAUUAUUAAUCCAGAUUUAAGCCUAGACUGUUGUAUGCUAGCUCUCAAUGCACGGUUCGCGAUGUGUCACUAUAUAAAUCUAGAUCAACAGAUCUCAAGUUAAACUUUAAAAUUAACACAUACUAUUUAAAGGUGCAGUUUGAUAAACUAAAAAAAAAGUAACCAAUUAGUGUAAAUUGCAGUAUUUGCCAUUGCAGAAAUGGGUUCAAUUCCCAGAGCUGGAACGGAGCUACCAACCUCCAACCCCUGUCCCUUAUAUGUAACGGGUCACUGGGGAGACACGGUCAGCAACCAUAAAGCUAAACAAAAUUAUGAACUGCUCCUUUAAAUAAGAUUUCUCCAGACCUUACAGCAAACAAGAAAAAAAAAACAAUUAUAUAGAAUAGCAUCCAUAUUGGCUGAAAAGACUCUUUUUUUAAAAAAAAUCUUAAUUAGAAACUACAGGGAGUGACAUGAUCCUCUUCCUGUAUAUGGUGCUUGUCCAUACCACACCAGUGUGUGUGGUUUGUUUUGUUUUGUUUUGUUUAUUUCAAAAAUGAAGGACCAAAUAUUUAGGAGGCGUUGCUGGUCUCGAGUUCCCUCAUAGUGGACGUAGUCGCGGUAGUGAUAACCAGUGGACUCCAAGACCUGGUGCGUUGUAUAGGAGCGUGCCUCAACCCUCCUGCUCUGAUAGCGAAAGCAGCGGCGGAGGACCCACACGUGGUCAUUCGACACGAAAGCAUAUUACCAGAACAUUUCUGCUUUUCACCUUUGUAUUCCAUGUUUCAGAAACGUGUAGAAUAUAUUAGAGAGCGAGUGAGAGGUAUUUAAAAAAAAAAAAUAGUUUAAUGCACUUUGCUUUGGCCUCAGACAAUGUUUCUUUUUAAGAGAGGUGUUUGGUUUAUGAAGCUGCUAGUUAGAGGAGGAGUGAGCGGCUGAGCCAAAAAAAAAAAAUAAUAAUAAAAUAAUUAAUGAAAGAUAAAAAGUGCUAAGAAGGCAAUUAGGACAGCUCGUGGUUGGAGAACGGCGCACUUCUGAAGCACGGCUCGUCCAACGCUUAUGAACUAAUGAGUCUGUUUA
This is a messenger RNA of Tachysurus vachellii, 4063 nucleotides long. RefSeq names its product leucine zipper putative tumor suppressor 3. Bases 234 to 2663 code for a protein of 809 amino acids. The transcript is spliced from 6 exons. NCBI's taxonomy places the organism in Eukaryota, Metazoa, Chordata, Actinopteri, Siluriformes, Bagridae. Gene Ontology annotation, cellular component: dendritic spine. Gene Ontology annotation, biological process: regulation of dendritic spine morphogenesis. The record is from RefSeq and is a predicted model, not a curated record.